Molecule: messenger RNA, 3352 nt
Organism: Nanorana parkeri
Lineage: Eukaryota; Metazoa; Chordata; Amphibia; Anura; Dicroglossidae
Gene: KLB
Product: klotho beta
Exons: 5
Coding region: 119-3187 (1022 amino acids)
Biological process (GO): fibroblast growth factor receptor signaling pathway; carbohydrate metabolic process
Molecular function (GO): fibroblast growth factor receptor binding; hydrolase activity, hydrolyzing O-glycosyl compounds; fibroblast growth factor binding
Source: RefSeq, a predicted model, not a curated record
GCAGAGCAGGGUCAGUGGGAUAUCUAUUCUCUCUGCAGACCCUUGGUCACUGAAUGGAAGACUCUCCAUCCUAAUUCAUAAAAGAAGCCCCAAAGCAAGGAGACCAGAGAGGGGGACCAUGGAUGCAAUUUGGCUUAAAGGCUGCUGGAUCUUUGCGGUUUUGCUUUGCACAAGGCAAGUCAUAGGUAGACCAGGAGAAGGCAGGAAAGUCUGGGACAGGACGAAUCAAGUGAACCCCUUAAAUGACAGUCAACUCUUUACCCAUGGGACAUUCCCCAGUGAUUUUCUGUGGGGUGUAGGGAGCUCCUCUCUACAAGUGGAAGAUGACCACUCCAACAGAGGACAAUCUGUAUGGGACCAGUUUAUGAAAUCACGCCAGCCCUGGGUGGCAAACCGCACGUCUGGGCACCGUGAAGGCAUCUCAGACAGCUUCCUUAGAGAAGAGCUGCCAGCAUUGGAGCUCCUAGGGGUGGAUUUUUACCAUUUCUCCCUGUCAUGGCCAAGGCUUUUCCCACAGGGUAAUAACAUUCCCAGCGAGCAGGGAAUCCUCUACUACAACCGUAUCAUCAAUGUUCUCCUUAGCAAGCGCAAAGAGCCCAUCAUCACCCUGUACCACUGGGACCUACCUAUGCCCAUCCAGGAGCAGUACGGCGGCUGGGCAAACCAGAGUGUCAUCCAUCUCUUCAAUGAGUAUGCAACGUUCUGCUUCCAGCAGUUUGGCGAUCGGGUGAAAUAUUGGAUCACCAUGCACAAUCCUUACCUGGUAGCCUGGCAUGGUUAUGGCACAGGGACCCAUGCGCCUUGGGUGAAAGGAGGUGAAGCAAAGGUGGCAGCAGUGACCCACAACCUCAUCAAGGCUCAUGCUAUGGUUUGGCAUACCUAUAAUGACAACUUCCGCCCAAAGUACAAGGGGUACCUGUCAGUGACCCUGGGAUCUCAUUGGUUGGAACCAGAAAGUAAAAAUAUUGAUGCUUCUUCUAUUGAUAUGUGUCAAGAGUCAAUGGAAGCUGUACUUGGAAGCUUUGCAAAACCUAUUCACGGUGAUGGUGAUUACCCCGAGAGCCUGAAGACAAAGUAUAACUCUGUGUUGCCCAAGUUUUCUGAAAAUGAGAAAGCUUACAUUCAAGGCACAGCAGACUUCUUUGCUUUCUCCUUUGGACCAAAUAACUUUAAGCGCUCAAAUAAUGACAGCAAGACACUUCGGAUUUCCCUUUGUCUGAGAGGAGUAUUGAACUGGAUUAAACUAGAGUAUAACAACCCCAGGAUCCUGAUCAUGGAAAAUGGCUGGUUCUCAAACAGCAAUAUCAGAACAGAAGACACUACUACGCUAUACAUCAUGAAGAAGUUUAUUGUUGAUGUCUUUCAAGCUAUUAAACACGAUGGCAUACAGAUCUUUGGUUACACCGCAUGGUCGCUAAUGGACACUUUUGAAUGGCAAGAAGGCUAUAAAAUUAGGCGUGGAUUAUUUUAUAUAGACUUCAACAACAAGGACAAAAGACUAACCCCCAAAUCCUCUGCACUGUAUUACAAACAAGUCAUAAGUCAAAAUGGAAUCCCUUCAUCUGCUCUUGAUUCACCGAUUGAUGGCCAUUUUCCAUGUGACUACUCCUGGGGAAUAACGGAUUCCAUACUAAAGGCAGAGCUGGCUCCCUCUUCACCUCAGUUUGUAGAUCGCAGAUUGUAUGUGUGGAACAUUACAGGCGAUGGCUUCCUUCAUGCAGUAAAAGGAGUGAAACUAAAGACUCGUCCACCUCAGUGCACUGACUUUAUUACCAUCAAAAAACACCUCGCCCUGCUGACGAACAUGAAAGUCACCCAUUACAGAUUUGCUCUUAACUGGUCUUUAAUUCUGCCGAAAGGAGAUCUGUCCAUAGUUAACAGAGAAGUCCUUAGGUAUUACCGCUGCAUGAUAGAUGAGGCAUCCAAGCUAGGAAUCAAGACCAUGCUGACGCUUUAUUACCCAACUCAUGGCUCUUUAAGUCUUCCAGGGCCAUUAUUAGAAAAUGGGGGUUGGUUAAACAGGGAAAUUGUUGAAGCAUUUGCCGAUUAUACAAAUCUAUGUUUCCAGGAACUUGGUGACUUGGUAAAGCAGUGGAUCACAAUCAAUGAACCAAACCGGCUAAGCCAAUAUUACCAUGGCAGUAGUAAUAGGACUUACCAUGCUGUGCACAAUGUCCUCAUAGCCCAUGCCACAGCAUGGCGCUUGUAUGAUGAGAAAUACAGGCCUCUGCAGCAGGGUCAAAUAUCAUUGUCUCUACACACUGACUGGGCUGAGCCCGCCAACCCUUUUCUUCAGUCUCAUGCUACAGCAGCUGAGCGCUUUCUGCAGUUUGAUAUUGCCUGGAUUGCUGAGCCAAUCUUUGGCUCUGGUGACUAUCCGCUGCUCAUGAGACAAUACAUCCGUUCCAAGAAUCAAAAGGGGACAUCAAGGUCUUUCUUGCCCUACUUCACUGAAGAAGAAAAGAAAUUGCUGAAAGGAUCUGCUGAUUUUUUAGCCAUAAAUCAUUUCACCACCAGGCUGGUGAUCCAUGAGCCAAAGAACGACAGCAGAUUUGAUGCUGACCGGGAUGUUUAUUUUCUUUCUGAUGCAACAAGUCUCACUUCAUCCAGUGGGCUAGCAGUAGUCCCGCAUGGAAUUAGAAAACUUUUAAACUGGUUAAAAAAGAAUUAUGGGAACUUGCCCAUUUAUGUCACAGCAAAUGGAAUAGAUGACAGAGCUUCAGACAAUGAUGAACUUAGAAUGUAUUAUUUACAGCAACACAACAAACAGCUGCUACAAGCCUACCUACAAGAUAACAUCAACCUCAAAGGAUACUACGCUUUUAAACUAGCUGACAAAACAAAACCCCAGUAUGGAUUUUACAACUCUCCCAUUUACAGCAUGAAAGCCAAGGCUUCUGUGAACAAAUACUCUUCAAUCAUUACCGCAAAUGGCUUUCCAGCGGACCAAGUGGACAAUCCGUGCAUAACAAUUAGUGAAGAGAACUCGUGUCACUUCUGUACAUUUGUCCAGCAAAGAAAACCACUGAUAUUCUUCAGCUUUUGUCUUUUCUUCACUUCAGUUCUUUUAAUAACCGUUACAUUCAUAAGAAAGUAUAAGAGAAAGAGGAGAAAACUGCACUCACUCAAGCACCAGCACAACGCCUGCUUGCUCAUUAAAAAGAAAAGUGGUUUCAGCCAGUGCUGAGAGAGAUCGUACACAUGUAACUCUUCAUUACCGUUCACUCCAUUUAUCCUAACACUGAAGACCGAGAACUCCCAUGUGUAUAUGAGCAUGUUUACUCUGGCGACACAUCUAGUGACUGCGUUGUGUCUACCACAUGCCUUGCCUGCACAGGUGUGUGUAUGUUUC